UUUUUUGCUUUUCUUUUCUGUUUGUGUUCGCGCCAAUCAAUAAAAGAAAACUAUUUCGAAUUUAAUUUAAUUUGCUUGACUAUUUUACCAUGGAUUUCCCAAAUACAAGUGGAAUUAAAAGCCCGUUUUCACCUAGAGUCAGACAAUCAAUUACAGGCCGACGAGCGGGCUUGUCUUCUGCCAAAAAGAACCAAAGUAAGUUUAUGCAGUCCACUGAAGCCCCGACAGGAGAAGUGAUCUACAAGACUGCUUUGACUACAGUGGAGACUUAUGGACAUCCAUUGCCUGUGUUAGUGACAGAAGCCCUUACAUUUGCAAGCGGUGAAGUGACAGUAGGUUUGUCAGCCAAUGGCUACUGCUGGCUCGUAUUCGGCCGGAGGCUGCUCGUGUGGGCGCGGGACGGCGGUGCAGCUCGCGAACUGACGCUGCCACAGACCGAUCUUCAGCACAAGGCCGAGCUGGUUGAGGUGUUUUAUGAGGAUGGUGCACAGAUGCCAUCAUGCAUCGGCGUGUCGCCCGAAGGCGUCGUCCGCUACUGGCCCUCCGUAGGCCAGGAGCUGUAUGUGGACACCAGCUGCGAGUUGGCCGGCCAGGAGUGCAGCCGGCUGGUGGCUUCCGGCUCCGCUUCCGGUCUGCUGCUGGCCACCACAUCCUGCAGCCUGCUGCAGCUGCGGCCGGAGCCGGAGCGGCCGGGUGUCACAUGCAGGCAGCUCCGUCCACCGUCCGGAUGGCUGGGCGGCAUCGGCAGACGUGUGUCUCUUCUGUUCUUCGGUUCCAUGCCUGCCAACGCUGAUACUAAAUUGGUCGGCGUGGUGAUCCUGCACGACGGCCCCAUGUCGGCGGGCUCGGAGCCGGCGGGGUACAUCGCGCUGGUGGGGGGAGGGGGAGGGGCGGUGCUGCAGCUGUGGCGCGGCGCCGACCUGCACGAGCACAACCUGCGCAGGGCGCUCACCGACGCUCACAGGGCUCAAGGCGACGUGAACAGCCUGCAAGUGAUGUGCCUGGACGUGCGCGCCGGCGGGCCGCGCUCGCUCGCGCUGCUCAUCGCGUGCGUCAACGUGGCGCGCUCCGACACCAGGCACGCCAUCGCACACAUGUCCGUGGAAGACCCAGCCAACCCCCGAGUAACUUCCCUCAUACCCCUCCGAGGCUGCACUCUGUCACCAGACAUUGCCCCGCGCCUCCUGCCGCUGCCCUCCGCCGCCGCCCUGUACACCAGCACAUAUGUGGCUAUAGUCAGUGAGUACAUAGUACAUCACUGUACAAGACCCAGCCAACCCCCGAGUAACUUCCCUCAUACCCCUCCGAGGCUGCACCCUGUCACCAGACAUCGCUCCGCGCCUCCUGCCGCUGCCCUCCGCCGCCGCCCUGUACACCAGCACAUAUGUGGCUAUAGUCAUGUACAAGACCCAGCCUACCCCCGAGUAACUUCCCUCAUACCCCUCCGAGGCUGCACUCUGUCACCAGACAUCGCUCCGCGCCUCCUGCCGCUGCCCUCCGCCGCCGCCCUGUACACCAGCACAUAUGUGGCUAUAGUCAGCACAGUGGCGAAUGACAAAGUUGAAUACAUAGACGUGGCGUCAGAAGGAGACAGAAUCCUCGGUGCUACUCUGUGCAACGGGCAGCCGUUACUCUUCAGCAGGAAACAUGGCGUCCUGGCGCUCACUUCAGCUGAGACCGUGUCUACCAACGUAUCUGUGUGCGAGAGCCCCAUGGGCUCACCUUGCCCGUCGGACGUGUACGAUGGCAACCUGUCCCUCUACGAGAUCGAUCCUCACGAGGUGAGCAUGGUAACUACAGACGCGUGCGGCAAACUCAAAACAGCCUUCCUAUUCCAUCUGCGGCGCGACACGGCCGCCUGCCGCGCCAUCGUGCAAGACCUGUUCCCGGCCAAGCAGCGCUCGGACCCGGCGCUAGACAACACCGUCGUGCGCAUAGCCACCGAGCUGUGCGACGACAUACCGCAGGGAGAUCCCAGAUGGAAACAGCGUCCGGGCGGCCCCGCGACCAACAUCCCCCUGGGCAGUUCCUCGGCCCUGCAGAUCAACGCGCAACUCAGAGACAAGCAGCGCGCGUUCUCGCUGUUCGCAGAUUUCUUACGGGCUACGGGCCUAUGGCAGCGGCUCGGGUCUCUCUCUCUAGAAACCGGAGGCGACUGCGUCAGUACAGUAUCAGCGUUGGGCAUGUUAGCGGAGAAGCUAGCUAUAGCUCUGGCGCUGAGAAAGAAACAGCAGAGCGGAGACUCACAACUCAUUGACGCCGCUGUCUAUCAGGUGGUGUGCGGCGACGAGGCGGAACCAGAAGAACCGGAAGUAGAAGCAGCCCUGUCUUCCGGCGCAUUAUCUCCGGCAGACGUGUGCUUCCGCCGCGUGUCCUCCAUCCAGCGCGUGCUGGUCGCGCUGUGCUCCGUGUGCGCGCCCGCGCAGCACGACGCGCGCGCGCUCGCCACGCACGCGCAGCACGUUUCUAGGCUGCUGACGAGCAUCCUCACAGAGGUGCACGGCACGCGAGCGCAGUGGCAGCCGCGGCCGCUGCUGCCCCCGCUGGGCUCGGGCGCGCUGCUGCCUAGACUAGUGCAGCUACACACCAGGGCCGUCACUCAAUACGGUCCCGGUUGCCCGGACGUGGUCCUUCGCUCAUCGCUGUACGAGGCCACCAGUCUCCUGGCCGACCUCAUAUUGACGGAGGCCGAGCCCCUGCGACAGCACAGCGACACGCGACACGUCGGCGACAAGAUGCGGCGCGACAUCAUACAGCCCUAUAUUAGUAUAUUGUACGAGGCCACCAGUCUCCUGGCCGACCUUAUACUGACGGAGGCCGAGCCCCUGCGACAGCACAGCGACACGCGACACGUCGGCGACAAGAUGCGGCGCGACAUCAUACAGCCCUAUAUUGAUGCCGGACAGACGGAGAGAGCUGCAGUACUGGCAGAAAAGUUCAAAGAUUUUGAGCUCCUCAUUGAGAUGUGUGACCGACAAGAUGAUAUGGAGCGUUUGUACUCUUAUAUUGACAAGUAUUCGGGCGAGGGUAUCGCGGAGGCGGCGUUCGCGUACCUGAUGGAGGCGGGCGGGGCGGGCACGGCGCGGCUGGUGCGCGCGCUGGGCGCCCGCUACCCCGCGCGCGCCGCCGCCUGGCUCGCGCGCGCGCCCGCCCGAGACCCCGCGCGCGCGCUGCACCUCCUGCAGGCCAAGGACUACGGCCAGGCCGCGCAAGUGCUGGCCGGCCUGGCCCAGGGGGAGAGGGACGAGGUCAACAGGAUGACGACAACGGCAUCCUUGGCCAAGCUUUGCCUGCUGGCAUCCGACGAGGAACCUCAACCUUCGGACUUGUGGAGUAAGGUCGAAGGUUGCCUGUCGCUAGCCGAGCAGCACGCGGCGCUGCCACGCGACAUCAAACUGCUACACGGACUAGACGCGGCGGACUGCAAGGUGAUGCCGCCGGAGGAACUUGUACAGAUGUACAUCGAGAGCGAGAGCGACGCGUUGACCGAGUACGACUACAAGAAGGCCCUCGACCUGACCGACUUCGUGCAGGACAUGGAGCGCCGCGAUGACCUGAGGCUUAGGGUGUGGUGCGCAUGUAUCCGCCGCUCCUCGUGGGACACCGUCAACGUGGAGGCGCCCGCCGCCGAGCUGCAGGACAAGAUGUUCUUCCGUCUCAUGCAUUUAGUGCACUUCAUGGGUGGUGAUCUGGAGCUGCUACUUCCCCCGGCCGAAGACAUCCUGACGGCGCGCGAGCUGGCGGAGCUGGUCUCCGACGCGCGCUUCCGGUACAUCAUCAAGUACGGCUACGAGUGCUUCCAUACCCGCCGCCAGGAUGACAUGGUCACCGCGUGAGCAGGCGCUGUCUAGCAAGGAACCACUAUCAUCACCACAGGUUGAGGGGCUCCCUGGCGCCAAUAACCUUCGAUCUGAAUCCCUUAGUUUUCUAAUGUUUUUUGUAGCUUAUC
Cydia fagiglandana is the source of this 3949-nucleotide messenger RNA. RefSeq names its product nuclear pore complex protein Nup133 (gene Nup133). The record is from RefSeq and is a predicted model, not a curated record. Gene Ontology annotation, molecular function: protein binding; structural constituent of nuclear pore. Gene Ontology annotation, cellular component: nuclear pore outer ring. Lineage: Eukaryota; Metazoa; Arthropoda; Insecta; Lepidoptera; Tortricidae. Gene Ontology annotation, biological process: protein import into nucleus; poly(A)+ mRNA export from nucleus; transcription-dependent tethering of RNA polymerase II gene DNA at nuclear periphery. The transcript has 24 exons. The coding region runs from base 90 to 3836 and encodes 1248 amino acids.